CACUUUCGGAGCAGCGUACCUCUAGCACCAUGGGGACCGUAUUGUCGUUCAGUCCGCGGGACCGUCGAGGGUCUGUUUACCCGCCAACGGGGCAUCAACAUCCCGCUGACUUCACAUUGAACAACUUCAAUUACGAGCAGCUAAACAACGCGAAGAAUCGCGAGAACAAAAGCGGCGUUGCCACAGUGGCGCCGGCGCCACCUCCACCGACCAACAAUAACUCGUUACAGAACAAUAACAUUAAUCUAAAUAACAACGACAAUGCGAGGAUCAUCUCGGAAAAGAACGCCCUCGAGAAGAAUCUGAAGAAGCAUUCGCUGUUUAUAAACGCCCUGUCGUGGAAGCGAUUCAGCACGACUAAUAACAACAAGAAAAAGCUCGACAACAAGAACAAAAAUAUCGCCUUCAGGCAGCCUCUCGAUAACAUUCCUAUUGUUGAUAAGAAUAAGAACAUACAAACGCCGCAGACAAAACAACCGGCGUCAAAUAACAAUCACACCACGCACAAUCCAACGUGUGAGAAAUUGGUGCAGAAACCCCUGCCUCCUGGACCAAGGAAAACUGUCAUCCAAGCCUCCACCUCGGAAUUGCUCAAGUGCCUCGGCGUCUUCCUGCACAAGAAAUGCACCCGUUUAAGGGACUUCCAGGCCGGCGACGCUGUCAUGUGGCUCAGAACUGUCGACAGAAAUCUCCUGCUUCAAGGCUGGCAGGACGUGCCCUUUAUAAACCCUGCCAACGUAGUGUUCGUGUAUAUGCUGGUGAAAGAGCUCGUCGACGGCGACGAGGCAUCCGAGAAGGAACUCCAGGCGACGGUACUGACGUGUCUUUACCUGAGCUAUAGUUACAUGGGUAACGAGAUCAGUUACCCGCUAAAGCCGUUCCUCGUCGAGGACAGCAAGGACAAGUUCUGGGACCGAUGUCUUCUGAUCGUCAACCGACUUAGCUCCGAAAUGCUGCGAAUCAACAGCGAGCCCGGUUUCUUCACAGAGAUCUUCAGCGAGCUGAAGGCCUGCGGUUCCAGCGAACGCGGAAGUCUGACUGGCAGCGGCCUCGAACGGAGCCUCGUCGUCUCCGGAGUCGCGGUACCCACCAAGGCAGCUUGACGGAGCUACACACACCUGCUGGUGCGCAUCGCCAGGCACGGCUGCG
Messenger RNA from Monomorium pharaonis (pharaoh ant), 1149 nucleotides. RefSeq names its product cyclin-dependent kinase 5 activator 1 (gene Cdk5alpha). The record is from RefSeq and is a predicted model, not a curated record. The coding region runs from base 30 to 1103 and encodes 357 amino acids. Gene Ontology annotation, cellular component: cytoplasm; protein kinase 5 complex. Gene Ontology annotation, biological process: activation of protein kinase activity; positive regulation of cyclin-dependent protein serine/threonine kinase activity. NCBI's taxonomy places the organism in Eukaryota, Metazoa, Arthropoda, Insecta, Hymenoptera, Formicidae. The transcript is spliced from 4 exons. Gene Ontology annotation, molecular function: protein kinase binding; cyclin-dependent protein serine/threonine kinase activator activity.